Malaclemys terrapin pileata is the source of this 5511-nucleotide messenger RNA. RefSeq names its product carbohydrate sulfotransferase 11 (gene CHST11). Gene Ontology annotation, cellular component: membrane. The transcript is spliced from 3 exons. Gene Ontology annotation, molecular function: sulfotransferase activity. NCBI's taxonomy places the organism in Eukaryota, Metazoa, Chordata, Testudines, Emydidae. Gene Ontology annotation, biological process: carbohydrate biosynthetic process; proteoglycan biosynthetic process. Bases 178 to 1236 code for a protein of 352 amino acids. The record is from RefSeq and is a predicted model, not a curated record.
UGCUACCCAGGCAUCACCCAGAGCAGCAGCGGGAGGAGGCGCCAGGCAGGCAGCCGGCCGGCCGGCUUCCAGGCAUCUCUGUGCGCUCCGAGCUCCUUCCACACCCCCAACUCCGAGCAGAGAGCGAACCGGCUCCCCAUCCCCUGUGCUCCUGCCCCGCAGCCCCGGGACCAAGCCAUGAAGCAGGCUCUGAUGGAAGUCAUGAGGAUGAACAGGAUUUGCAGGAUGGUCUUGGUCACUUGCUUCGGAUCCUUUAUCCUGGUCAUCUUCUAUUUCCAAAGUAUGUUGCAUCCAGUAAUACGUAGAAAUCCAUUUGGAAUGGACAUCUGUUGUCGGAAGGGGUCAAGAAGCCCGCUCCAGGAACUGUACAAUCCCAUCCAGUUGGAGUUGUCUAACACAGCAAUCCUUCAUCAGAUUAGGAGAGACCAAGUCACAGAUAUAUGUCGAGCCAACAGCAUGUCUAGCAGGAAACGCCGUGUGCUGACACCCAACGAUCUCAAACAUUUGGUGGUGGAUGAAGAUCAUGAAAUGAUCUAUUGUUAUGUACCCAAGGUGGCCUGUACAAACUGGAAGAGAGUCAUGAUGGUCUUGACAGGAAGGGGCAAAUACAGCGACCCCAUGGAAAUACCAGCCAAUGAAGCCCAUAUAUCCUCAAACCUGAAGACCCUCAACCAGUACAGCAUUCCAGAGAUCAACCACCGUUUAAAAAGCUACAUGAAGUUCCUGUUUGUCCGUGAGCCUUUUGAGAGACUGGUGUCAGCCUACAGGAACAAGUUCACCCAGAAGUACAACACCUCCUUUCACAAGAGAUACGGUACCAAAAUUGUGAGGCGCCAAAGGAAAAAUGCCACCCAGGAGGCUCUGCGUAAAGGUGAUGAUGUGAAAUUCGAGGAGUUUGUGGCAUAUCUCAUUGAUCCAAAUACCCAAAGAGAAGAACCUUUCAAUGAGCACUGGCAAACUGUCUACUCCCUCUGCCACCCCUGCCAUAUCCAUUAUGACCUCAUAGGAAAGUAUGAAACACUUGAAGAUGAUUCCAAUUACAUCCUUCAACUUGCAGGAGUAGGCAGCUACCUGAAGUUCCCCACCUAUGCAAAGUCUACGAGAACUACUGAUGAAAUGACCACAGAGUUCUUCCAGAACAUCAGCUCGGAACACCAAACGCAACUGUACGAAGUCUACAAACUUGAUUUUUUAAUGUUCAAUUACUCAGUGCCAAGCUACCUGAAACUGGAAUGAAGGGGAGAAGGAAGAAAGAAAGCCUGUUUUAUUUAAGAUUUUUAUUUGUCAUAAUAAAUAUGGAGAAUUGUUAUUUUGUAAAUUAAUAUUUUCUUUUUGAAUGAUGCUGCGAGCAGCACAGUCAAAAUUAUUUAAAUCAUCUGUAAGAAAGGACAGUUCUCUUUGCGGGGUAACAGGAUGGUGAUGAUCUCGCUUUAGAAAUGAAUAUUACUGCUACAUUGUUUAUAAACGUUAAUUGUGUUCUGGUGAAUUUCAUUUAUCUUUGCAUUCAACAAAUUCUAAUUAAUGUUAUUUAUACUUAUUUAAAACAUGGUCUCUUGGUAGGUUUCACUUUAGCAGCAGAAAUACAAUAAUAUUUGGACAAAGGGAAUCUGGUUUUGUGCUUUCCUCAGCUGAAUUGAUUUGUAUAUUGUUACUAGCCAUAUGUUUUGGAAACCCUAGUAGAAAUAAUUUCUUCCAAGGUGAUUCUGCACUUAAAGCAAAAUUAAAAAGUUAUCUUCUCAUACAAGAAAGAAAAAUAUGAAACACAUUUUGUUACAAAAAUAUUUAAAAUCCAGGACUAAAAGAAAUUGCUUUCUUCAAGGGAUACAUUCAAGCAUACAUUUUUCUUAUCUGGAUGGGGUAAUAUCACCAAUAUCGUUCGUGUCCCAGUGCCUGGCAUUUCCAAGCCUGCCAGCCCAAUGAAUGCUGACAGGGAUUUGUGCAUAUUACAUACCAACAAAGUAUGUGCCAAGAGUUUCUAAAUUAACUAGAGAUUUUGAAUGCUCAACUUGAGCCACCUUAAUGGAGGCCUGAUUUCAGCAAGUGGGUGCUUAACGUUUUCUAAAAAAAUCAGGCCCUUUUAAAAGAUUUCAAGUUGGGCACCUAAACUCACUAGUCACUUCAGAGAAUCUUGGCAAUAAUAAGUUUUUAUAUACUAUAUAGGCAUCCAAAAAGAUCACCUUCAUAUUGAUCUGAGCAUACGGGGCAAUAAAAGCACUCCUGUAUCCUUAAUACAUGUUGGUUUCAUGGCCUCUCCCCUCCAAGGGUAGUGUUGUUUUCUGUUUAUUAGUCAAUAUUAAACACCAUUGGUGAGCGUGUUUCUAAUUUCCAGCUGUUUAAUUCUGCACCUGAGUUAAGUCUAGUAUGAGAACAUGACCCUUUGAUGUAAGGUGAAUGUUUCAGUAGCAGUUGCUCUGUAUAUAACAUUUGUUGAGAUGAAAUAUUGUACGAGGAGGAGUAGAUUAUUUUGUUAUAUGGAGAAUGUUUUGAACAAACAAAGUAUGGAUAAUUUAGUCACUAUAAAUAAGAAAAAAUGGUAUUCUAAUCUAGAACUAUUAGCAAACUCAGUGCGAAGAAUACAGACUUCUCCAACUGCAAAAUUUAUUUAAUUUUAUCUGCGUUGGAUGUAAAUGGGAUCCAGCAGUGGGUACGCUAUUUAUGAAAUAUCAUGUACUCACUACUGAGCUAUCUUGACCUGGAGAGGUAGCAGAGGGAACUAAUUCACUACAUUGCUUUACCACUUUCUUGUGGCUUAUUUUCCUGUAGCUGAAAAUGGAACAGUGGAAUUUGUUUGAACCAGGUGUUGAUAAUCUAGGCUGUCACUUUGACAAGUGAAAAGUUCUUUAUUACCAUAAAGGCUAUAGAUUUUACAAAAAUCAAAGAUUGCUAUUGAUUUUGCAAACAUUCAUUGGGCUGGGAUUUUGUUUUGCAAAAAACAAGGUGAUGGGUAAAAAAAAAAAACACUUUCAAAGGUGCCUAUGUGAUUUAGGAGCCUACAUGUGAUGCUUUUUUACUUCGAGUUGUCCAUAUCCAUCUCUCACUAUAAUCAAAUUCCCAACGUUCAAGAAGUUGUGAGGAGGGUUAGAUAAAACAGCUUUGCUUUUGACCCAAUUUAUCAGUCUCUGGGCUAGACCCUGGAAUUACACAGAUUUACAAUUGUGUCAGUCACCAGGACCCACACAGACAUUGUUGACUUUUAAAGCGGACGAGGACUUAGAGAAAAUAGGAGUUGGUCCUAUUUUGCAAAGCUAUUGCUGGACAAAAAUCUCAGUCAGGACAAAGUAACAAAGCUAACAAGAAGCAACUAACAUACUUUCACAGCUGAAAUUUGGCCUUUAAAAAAAAAAAAAAAAAAAACACCACACCCCCCUCCUGUCAAUUCUAAAAUGAACAUUUUAUAUAUAAAACCCAGAUACUAUUUGGGAGAGAGGAUAGCAGCAGGGCUAGUACGCAAUUGGCUGGCUGAAUUUAUGAAUUCCUAAGUGGUUUCUGAUUGCCUACUCGUUUUUUACUUGAAAGCAGUUUUGUCUUGGAUAGCGUGUGUGGGAUCUGGUGCAAGUGCCUAUCACAGGGUGUGCCCGGUCUUUCUUUUAUUAUGUAGUUCACUGGUUAUAUAUUUGCUUUUUUUAAAACCCCAUCUACACUGAUAGUGGAUUUUUUUCUACAAGUUAUUUAUAGGUUGUAUCUGCUUGCUCAAUGCUGUGCCUGGCAGUAUUAGUAUUUUAGUCCAAUUUUCUCUAUCAUCCGUUGGGUGUUUUUUCCCCAUUUACAGGAAGUUAUUUUUAAAUUGUCAUGUAAGAAAAAAUGCUGGUCAGUAAAUUUUUAAAAACUAAGGAACGAUGCACUUUCCCUCCGUCUUUUUGUUUCUACUCAUCCCUUGUCAUCACCACAAUUUCAUCUGUUCUUAUAUAUUCUCUUUCAUUUGACUGUUUUGUGGGCACAUUUUAUUUCAUGUUUUUUGAUAAAAAGCACUGGGUGAAGAACGUUUGGAAAAAUGAGGAAGUUGCUAUUAAAAGAACCAAGAUUUUCAACAGCAGCCGGUGAUUCAGAUGCCUAAACUGAGGCACUUUAAAGAAGCCUGAUCUCAGAAGGCAGGUGCACUUUCUGAAAAUCCUUAUCAAAGGGGUCUCAAAUGGGGCACCCAAAAUCGUUUGUUGUUCUUGAAAGUCUUGGGCCUAGAUUAUCACAGGGUGUUGAUUUAAAUAAGGUGGAACAAAUUUGACAACAUUGAGCAUAGUUUAAAAAAAAAAAAAGAAAAGAAAAGAAAAGAAAAAACAAUUGACAAAUAGAAUAUGGUAAUAUCCUACUUCCUAAUUGGGACUAAACAAGAGGAUCUACUUAAAACUACAGGGUGUAUUGAUUUGACUGAGCCAGAUUUUCCUUUGCCUGAACCCAUAGAGAUAUGGCUCUGAGGAUCUUCCGGUAUAUUCAAAAAGGCACCAUCCUUUCACAGUGAAGAGACUGGCAGAAAAACAGGAUUUCUCUUUUUCUCCCACAAUUUCCCAAACCCAAGAUAAAAGAUCGAAUCCAGCAAUGGAAUUCAGAGCAUACCUAUAGCAGGAUUAGGCCCCUAGCCCUUGCCUUGUAACCAUUUAUCCUUAAUUCCACUAACACAUCACUCACACCUAAUAUUUGUUAAGACCAAUGCAAACUUCACACAACAGGGGUUCCAUAAGUGUAGUUUGACUUAAUUUUUUGGGGGGGAGGGGAGGCUGAGGGGAAGCAGUUCCAGUCAGGGCCAUGGAGGAGGAGGGGGGUGCAAAUUCCAUGCCUGCCUGAGGCUUGCAGAUUUGGAGGGAGGGGGGCAAAGUGACCAGAGCUGAAAAAUAAGAGUAUAAAACUAAGUACAAAACGUUGAUCCCAAACAGUACAUACAAAUCCUGAGGCCAUGUCUUCAUGCUCUGAUAGUUGUUACCAGUGUUGUUAGAGUAGUUUGUCUGCAGUGGAUCCAAACCUGUAAGCUUCUGGGACUCCAAACUAUACUGAGUCCACAUCAUGAAAUGUCAUCUAGUUAGAGUUCACAGAAAUCAGACUUCCUCCAUGCUUCAGCCUCCUUAAAAAUAUGUUUAGAGACCUUUUCAGAGACUGUCUAACCAAGUCUUACACACUGCAACAGCAAAGUGCUUUUAGAAGUAAAUUGACCCCUGCUGUUUUAAGGUUAACUGUAGUCUGCUGCACUUUUCAGGUACAAAAAGGGACUGUCCUUACUAUUACUCUUGUUACAGAGAGUGUUAUUUUCUUACAUGCAUGCACAAUACAUGUACAUAUAAUUUAACAUCAAUGUGCGGUUUGAUUUUUUUUCCCCACCUAUUUGUAUGCAGUAGAAGGCUUGUUGUAGAAAAGUAUCUCCUCAUAGAUGAAUAUACUAUUAAUAAAACAAACAAAAAAAAAAGCUAACUUAUACAUUGCCAACAAAAGUGUGAACUGCUCACAAAUCUUUCCCUGAAGAGAAAAAAAAGCCAUUCAAGCCUGAUUAUUUUUCUAAUUAACUUCAAUUAAAUUGAAGAAAGAGUU